Molecule: messenger RNA, 1551 nt
Organism: Hibiscus syriacus
Lineage: Eukaryota; Viridiplantae; Streptophyta; Magnoliopsida; Malvales; Malvaceae
Product: putative glucuronosyltransferase PGSIP8
Exons: 3
Coding region: 122-1477 (451 amino acids)
Molecular function (GO): glycosyltransferase activity
Source: RefSeq, a predicted model, not a curated record
UCUUUUGUUUUUGUUGAAGUUCAUAGCCUAAAAGCUCAUAUAAGAAAAAAAAAAUAGAGAAAGAGAACCGAAUGGAGAGAGGAAACUAUGUUGUUACAUUUUUAAGAGUCUUGCUGGUGUGAUGGCGGCCGUGGAAACGAAAGCGCUUAACGGGGUUAAACUGAAGAAGAAGGAGCACCGGAACGCCUAUGCGACAAUGAUGUACAUGGGGACGCCGAGAGAUUACGAAUUCUACGUUGCCACACGUGUCUUGAUCAAAUCCCUUGUUAAGCUCCAAGUAGACGCCGAUCUCGUCGUCAUUGCCUCCCUCGACGUUCCCCUCCGGUGGGUUCGUGCCUUGGAAGAGGAAGAUGGAGCAAAGGUGGUGAGGGUGGAGAACAUUAAUCCUUACACAGGUCAACAAAAGAGAUUUAAGUUGACACUGAAUAAACUAUAUGCUUGGAGUUUGGUGGACUAUGAGAGAGUUGUCAUGCUGGACGCCGACAAUCUUUUUCUGCAGAAAACCGAUGUAUUGUUCCAAUGUGGGCAGUUUUGUGCCGUCUUCAUCAACCCCUGCAUCUUUCAUACCGGCCUCUUUGUGUUGCAGCCAUCACAAGAGGUAUUCAAAGACAUGAUUCAUUCACUGGAAACUGGUAAAGAAAACCCUGACGGUGCGGACCAGGGAUUCAUUGGUGCUUACUUCCCCGAUUUGCUCGACCAGCCAAUUUUUCACCCACCUUUAAAUGGCUCCAACCUCGAUGGACAAUACAGACUUCCUCUGGGAUACCAAAUGGAUGCUUCUUAUUACUAUCUUAGACUUCGGUGGAGAGUACCCUGUGGACCAAACAGUGUGAUCACUUUCCCUGGUGCACUUUGGUUGAAGCCAUGGUAUUGGUGGUCGUGGCCUGUCUUGCCUUUGGGCAUUGAGUGGCAUGAAACUCGUCGUCAAACUGUAGGCUACGCGGCUGAGAUGCCGGUUGUAAUAAUCCAAUCGAUUAUCUUCCUCGGAAUAAUAGUGAUGACACAUGUAGCACGUCCCGCUAUCUCUAAACUAUACUACAAAAACUCAGACAAAACCACAUCCAUGAUGCAAACUGCCAUAAAGUUCAUAGAAAUCUGGUCAAUUCUCGCGGCAUAUGUAGUUCCCUUCGCCAUUAUUCCUCGCACAAUCCAUCCACUAGUAGGCUGGGGACUGUAUUUCCUCGGUUCCAUCGCUCUUUCAUCUGUAGCAAUCAACUCGUUCAUGCUGCCUGCCAUUCAAGUUUUUGUUCCAUUGAUUGGGAUUUUCGGCUCUCUUCUGGUCAUGGCAUAUCCUUGGUACAAUAAUGGAGUUGUGAGAGCUUUAGCUGUUUUCGGCUAUGCGUUUUGUUAUGCUCCUGUUGCUUGGGGUUCAGUAGUUAAGUUGUUGGCACGUCUUCAUGUCUCGGUUGAAAGGGAACAGUUCUUCCCCAAAUUGACUGAAUCUUCACCACCUUCCGGCGUCAACAAGUUGUGCUGAAACUUGAUAUGCAGUGCAAUGGAACGACUUUUAACUAGAUUGUUUUUGUUAAUAUAAUGUUGUCAUUUAAUUCA